AUGGAUGUUGCUUGGAUGUUCCAACAAUGGGAUGGAAAUAAUGAUGAUACAGAUCCUGGAAACGACGGUAUUAUAACACUGGAUGAAUGGUGUGAUUGUUUUGCUUGGAUUCACGAUAGUAGGCAUGAACCACCCUGCCAUAUUGCAAAGCAUCGUGAUGACCCUCAUCUAUUUGUUUUAGGAGUUUUUCAUCCACAGUGUACGCUAGAAGGCUACUACAAAUCCGAACAAUGUCAUAAUAAUUGGUGUUGGUGCGUCGAUAAAUAUGGUCGAGAAUUCGACAAUUCAAGGGUCCACGAUCAACUGCCUGAUUGUGGACAAUAUGGUGAGAAUUAA
Molecule: messenger RNA, 336 nt
Organism: Dracunculus medinensis (Guinea worm)
Lineage: Eukaryota; Metazoa; Nematoda; Chromadorea; Rhabditida; Dracunculidae
Source: the annotation of a GenBank genome assembly